Molecule: messenger RNA, 1695 nt
Organism: Pseudophryne corroboree (corroboree frog)
Lineage: Eukaryota; Metazoa; Chordata; Amphibia; Anura; Myobatrachidae
Exons: 6
Coding region: 130-1374 (414 amino acids)
Source: RefSeq, a predicted model, not a curated record
UGGGACGCACACGUGCAGGCCGAAUAAGCUUUUGGUAGAGGCUCAUAAGCUUUUAUCGGCCGCGGGUGAAAGGACGCAGUGAGUGGCGCGGAGUACUUUAUUUUUUUGUGGGUAAAAUAGGGUGAAGACAUGACUGAUAUUAAGGUGGAAGUUAUAGAGGGUGAAGAUGAGAUGUAUAUGAGUGAUCAGCCAUGUAACGUGGAGGAGAGCCCUACAGAUAUCAGCACAGAUGGACCCAGGAACAGAGAUACCCCAGAGAGAUGUCCCCGUCCUCUUUAUUCCCAGGACGGUACAGAGGAGAAUCACAGGACCCCACAGGAGGAUCAGAGUGAAAGCAUGACUGUUAUUAAGGUAGAAUCUGUAGAUGGAGAAGAAGAGACGUAUGUGAGGGGUGAUCAGCAGUGUAAGGAGGAGGAAAUCCCUACAGAUAUCAGCCCAGGAAUGGUUUCCAACGUGGACCGAACUUUUACAACUAGGUUCAUCGAUAUAUAUCGGGCCAGCGAUUGUCUGUGGCAGGUCAGCAGCAGGGACUAUUCCAACAAACAGAAGAGGGAUCAGGCCUACAAACAAUUGGUCCAGUACAGUAGAGCCAAGAAAAAUGGUGUUGAUCUAGCUUGGGUGAAGAAGAAGAUCGCGAAUUUGCGGACGGUGUUCGUGAAGGAACACGGCCGAGUGAUUGAGUCGAAACGUUCUGGAGCCGGGAUCGAUGAGGUCUACAAGCCGACACUAUGGUACUAUGAUCAGAUGAAGUUUCUUCUAGAGAGAAAGUCUCAGAGAAUGAGGCAAGAGGUGGAUGAGAUCAUUGAUCUGGAAUCUAACCCGGAGCUGGACGUGGACACUUCCACAACCACAGAGGCUGCAGAACUGGAGUGUACCGGAGAGCAGUCUGCAGCUACGUCUCUGCGAUCACCACCAUCCAAGCAGAGGCGAAAGACAUCCAGUUCUGCGGCCACCAGCUCAGAGCACUUUUUCAAACAUGCAGAGAAAAUGCUUAAUAGGCCACUGGACAACACCCGGCAAUUUGCCAAUAUGAUUGAGUCGCAGAUGCGCGAAAUGCCUGAAAGUAUUCGUCGUACUUUCAAACGCAUAAUUUUUGAUGCAUUGGGAAGGGCAGAGGAUAACGACCUUUCUGAUGACCUGGAUCUUAUGCCAAAUCCUAUGCGGCACGCGCGACAUGCCCCCCAGCCCCAGUAUCCAUACCACCAACCCUUUACUUAUCCGCCGGAAACGACUCCGCCCCAGCACCCAGUUUUUCCGUUGGGACCCACACUAACACCCACCCUGCCCACUCGUCCCACCAGCACUCUGUCCGGUGGAGUGUGCUCAGCAAUGCAGAGUACACAGGCCCCCGCACAGGACAAUGCUGACUUUUGAAAUUGUUAAAUUUGUUUUUUUACAUCUCGGUUUUUUAGGUUUCUUUUUGUUUGAUUUUUGAGAAAUUGUUCUGCCAUGUUUCCUCGACUCCCUCGUAUUUUUUUUUUUUUUUUUUUUUACCAAGGACUUUAUCUUAGUCGUAUUUAUCAUAGUUCGGUUUCUAGACAUCAUUUGUCCUAGACAUUUGAACGUUGAUAUCGGUCAUGUUUGCAUAGUCCUUGCAAUACAGACAAUCGUUGGCCUGAUGUUAUGUCGAUGAAUCCAGUUGUAACAUUUUUAUUUUAUUUUUUACAUUUGUUCAGUAAAUUAUUUAAACAAAAC